Messenger RNA from Fragaria vesca subsp. vesca, 1036 nucleotides. Its product is annotated as zinc finger A20 and AN1 domain-containing stress-associated protein 9-like. Gene Ontology annotation, molecular function: zinc ion binding; DNA binding. The coding region runs from base 323 to 826 and encodes 167 amino acids. NCBI's taxonomy places the organism in Eukaryota, Viridiplantae, Streptophyta, Magnoliopsida, Rosales, Rosaceae. The transcript is spliced from 2 exons. The record is from RefSeq and is a predicted model, not a curated record.
CACACCUUCUCAUCAGUUGAUGACUUAGAGACUCUUCACUUCUCAAAUCCCCAACCACCUCUCUCUCUCUCUCCUCCGCUGAAUCACUGCUGUCCCCUUUCAGGGGUUUUGUGUGUGCUGGAGUCUGAGACCCUCAAUUAUGGACUCGGCCGGUUUCAAAUGGAUUGCUUGCUGAUCUGGGUUUGGUUUUUUUGGUGAGUUUUCAGGUAAAGUUUGAAUCUUUGGGGGAUUUGGAACAAGGGUUGCGUGGGAAAUUGGAUUGAGAAGUUGUGGUUUUGUGGGGUUUGUUUGGGUUGGAGUUGAUUUCUUUCUGUGUCGAAUAAUGGAGCAAGAAUCACAGAAGAGGAAGCUUGAUGAGACUGGCAUUGAGCCCUCGAAUGCUCCCAUUCUUUGUGUGAAUAAUUGUGGGUAUUAUGGAAGUGCCAAAACUAAUGAUCUCUGCUCCAAAUGCUACAAGGAGUUUUUACUAACGCAAUCGAAAGGUGCGGUGGAGGGUACCGUGAUUGUGGAGAAUAAGGUUGGUGAGGGUGGGGCAAAUGUGGUGAAUAAGUCCCAUGUUGAACAAGUAGUUGAAGAAGUUAGACAGAGUCAAGUUGAAGAAGGGACGACUUCGGAGAACCCCGAGAAGCGCCCCGCAAAUAGGUGCAGCUUUUGUAGAAAGCGGGUUGGCCUAACGGGGUUCAAGUGCAGAUGUGGUGAUACAUUUUGUUCCCUGCAUCGGUACUCCAACUCUCAUAACUGCAUGUUUGAUUACAAGAGUGCAGGCCAGGAUGCAAUUGCAAAGGCAAACCCUGUCAUCAAGGCUGAUAAAAUUGAUAAAAUAUGAUCGUUAAGAGAAGCGUGGAACGGAACAUGAGUGUCUGGUAGACUUCAUUUCCCUUAUGAAUUAUUGCUGAAUAUACAUUGGUGUUUGACAUAAUAAGUUUAUAUUUUGAUAAUUAUUGCUUCAUGUGUAUAUCUGUUGAUUGUGGUGUAGCUGAAUAAGACUAGCUCUAGAAAAAUUGGGUUUAUUUAUAUCAAUGUGGUUUUCGUAUUC